Messenger RNA from Phlebotomus argentipes, 1135 nucleotides. Its product is annotated as TWiK family of potassium channels protein 18. The record is from RefSeq and is a predicted model, not a curated record. Gene Ontology annotation, molecular function: potassium ion leak channel activity. Lineage: Eukaryota; Metazoa; Arthropoda; Insecta; Diptera; Psychodidae. Gene Ontology annotation, cellular component: membrane. Gene Ontology annotation, biological process: stabilization of membrane potential; potassium ion transmembrane transport. The transcript has a single exon. The coding region runs from base 1 to 1044 and encodes 347 amino acids.
AUGCGUCAGAGAGCGUCGGUGCGGAGCCGCGGCUCGUCGUCCACGGCCGGCAGUGAUCCUCGUGAGCGCGUCAAGGACUGCUGCCGCAAGUUCGUGGCUUUCAUGUGCACGCAGGUGGGCGUUGGGGCGCUGAUUGUCGGCUAUGCUCUCGUGGGCGCGGCCGCGUUCAUGUCCAUCGAGACGCAGGAGGUGAAUCCACAGCUGGAGCUGGCAAUGGGACUGCGGCGCAACUGCGCGCAGGAUCUGUGGAUGAUCGUGGAGCAGCACAAUUUGUUCAACAACUCUGUGUGGCGCCGCGAGACCGACGAGGUGUUGACGCGCUUCCAGACGGACUUCGCGAAGCUGGUGCGCAAAGGCUACGACGGCAGGACGCCGGAUGAGGUGUGGACCUUCCCGGCGGCGCUGAUGUUCUGUCUGUCGGUGUUCACGAUGAUCGGGUACGGAAAUAUGGUGCCGCGCACGCAGUGGGGUAAGGGCACGACCGUGAUCUACGCCACGUUCGGCAUCCCGCUGUACAUCCUGUACUUCAUGAGCAUGGGCAAGGUGCUGGCGCAGUGCUUCAAGUGGCUCUACCGCUGGUUCCACGAGUGCAGCCACGAGGGCGGCGCCGAAGGCUCCGUGGAUCCGGAGUCCGGGCUGCCGAAGAAGGUCAUCGUGCCGUCGACGGCCUGCCUGUGGGUCAUCAUCGUCUACGUGGCCACGGGAACGAUCAUGUUCGCCGAGUGGGAGAAGUGGGACUACCUGGACUCGGCGUACUUCUGCGUCACGAGUCUGUGCAAGAUCGGCAUCGGCGACUUCGUGCCGGGCGCCAACAUCCUGGACUCGCAGAGUGGCAAGCAGACGAAGCUGGCCAUCAACUUCGUGUACAUGCUCUUCGGCAUGGGCCUGGUGGCCAUGGCGUACAACCUCAUGCGCGAGGAGGUGCGCGUGAAGAUGAAGGAGAUGAAGGAGGAUCUGCGACUGUGCAUGGAGGACGUGCGGCUGCGGUUCGCCAAGUGCUGUGGUGACAGUGAUAAGGACUCUGAGGACUUCUACUUUGAGUAGGAGCGCAAGGCGCCGAUGGCGGAAAGAUGAUCGCGUGAAUUCCAUUUUAGAUUUAUAAUUAUAUCGCAAUGUGUUUUUAUUUAAUGAUGUU